GUAGCCGGAUAAGUCCGGUCAGACCCAGGGUUUGACCGAUUUUGACCGGCUUUGACCGGUUGCCGGCUAGCUCAAAAUAUGGCUGGUGCUGGCCCCUUUUGUGCCCGGUUCCGACCCAACCCGGUCGAACCGGCCGGUUAGAGCCGGGUUUGACAACCAUGCAUAUCCCCUAACAACAAGUCCAACCAAAGAUGAUGUUAGCUUCAUUGGGCUUACUACGAUGGGCCGCAACUGGUCGAGUGGGUUGGUCUAAUAACAAGGUAUGAGAAUUGACACGUUACAAUUCGCAAAAUAAAAAAUUCCGAGCAAAACUGAACAUAUAUUAAUUUCAGGUCCAAGUAAUCUUACAUAUUGGGCCGGGCCCAGGUCUCUUGACGAGCAUAUUGUCUAUUGGUCUCACUACGAAAUAGCAUGUUGAAGUUUGGUAUCUAGGUUCUUCAUUGUGCGAAGAAAGGUUGCACUGUCGACGGUUGACCUACUCGAUCUCGUCAGACGCAAGUGGUCAAAAUUGGUCACACAAUAUUUAAGUGCAUUUUGAGAUUAUGACUUUGUAAUCCAAUGACGCCGGCUGCUGGCCGAAAGACCUUUUUCUUGUUAAGAUAAUUCGGUUUAUGCAAUAACCAUAAAGUUUGGAUAAGCAUGAAAGUAUCAUUGGCACGGUGCAAAAUUAAAGGAUAUAUUGAUAUGAUUCAGUAAAACGACAUCAUUUUAUUUACAAAUUAUAAAUCAAUCAUGUUGGUGGCACUUCAACGUCAAUUUUAUAACCGACACAAGCUAAUACCUAGUACAACCGCCCAACAUUUAGCCAAUGUCACAACCAUGAUGCCGGAACACUCUAAUUGGAUGGACGGAAAAUUAUUUGCCAUUGCCAGUUAGUGCUUAGCAUUCAGCAAAGCGGGACUGUUAAUUAGUCGAGUCAACCCGAGUUUUAUCUUGUUCAGGUUUGGUCGUUAAUAAACGAGCCGAGCUCGAAUUUCACUCAUUUAUAAACGAGCUGAGUCUAGUCGAACUCGAGUUGGCUCAUUCAUUAACACCUACUUGACUCAUCAUUAAGAUCAGGAGUUCGGCUUGAGCUCAACUCUACGAUAAUUUAUAUAUUAUACCCUAAUAUUUAUAUCUCAUAUAUUAUACAUGUGAAUUACUAAUCUCAAGACAUAUUUGCUUAAAUACUUAUGAUACAUAAUUUAAUAAACAUAUGAAUUAUCAACAAACCAACUCAUAUGAUAUAGACCGAUUUUCUCAUAAGCCUGUAGUUAACUUGGCUCACUAAUUAAAAUGUCGAGAUAUCUCAUAAGCUCAAAACAAGGGAUUUCACGAGUUGAACUUAACAAGCCACUUACUCGAGCCGACUUAUAAGGCUCACGAACUGAAUAAAGGCUUAACUCAAUUUUGCUCGUUAAUAAAUGUUAAACGAGUCGAGUUUUUUCUUGAUCAAAAGAGUUUUUGUAUUAUCGAACGUCAAGUGAUUCAUAAGUAGUUUGGUUGAUUAGCCCAGUUAGCUUGGUUGAUUAAUAGUCCUAUCAACCAUCAUAAGUUCAGGUUGGGGGCAAGUUAUUCACCCAGUAUAUAUAUAUAUAUAUAUAUAUAUAUAUAUUGGCUUAAUUGCAAGUUUGGUCACUCGAAUUGCUUAAAAAUUUCACGUUUGCCACUCAAAUUGAUUUAUUCCAUUUUUAGUCACUCGAAUUAGUUGAACAGUCCAAGUUCGGUCACUCUCCGUUAACCUCCGUUAAACUCCGUUAAUGACGACCGUAAGUGAUGACGUGGCUAACAGAAAGACACAGUCAGCACAUUUAAACAUUAAAAAAUGACGACCCGACCCGACCCGCCAACUCAGCCUUACCCGCCACCCUCUUCCGCCGCCCCACCUACCUCCGCCGUCUACCCCGAUUCCGUCGAUUCUUCGCCUCGCUCCCGCACCACAGAGUCCUUCUACGAUGAACCGCCCCCUAUUUCUUCCAAGCUCCGCCUCAUGUGCUCCUACGGCGGCCGAAUCGUCCCCCGUCCCCACGACAAGUCCUUCUGCUACGUCGGCGGCGACACCCGCAUCGUCGUCGUCGACUGCCAAGCCUCGCUGUCCGAUCUCUCCGCUAAGCUCUCCACCACUCUCUUGAACGGCCGCGCCUUCACGCUCAAGUACCUGUUGCCCUGCGAGAACUUGGAUUCCCUCAUCUCCCUCACCACCGACGAGGAUUUGGAUAACAUGAUUGAUGAGUACGACCGCACCUCCACCGGUGCCCCCUCCAAUUCCUCCAAACCCUUGGGGCUGCGGUUGUUCCUCUUUCCCGUGAAGCCCGAUUCCUCGCAGUCAGAUUCCCUCAUCUCCCUCACCACCGACGAGGAUUUGGAUAACAUGAUCGAUGAGUACGACCGCACCUCCACCGGCGCCCCCUCCAAUUCCUCCAAACCCUCGCGGCUGCGGUUGUUCCUCUUCCCCCGUGAAGCCCGAUUCCUCGCAGUCAAUUGGCCCGAUUCUGGAGAACAGCGCCGCCAAGGGUGAAUUAAUUGGGUUGGUUCUUGGGUUGGGC
Molecule: messenger RNA, 2525 nt
Organism: Linum trigynum
Lineage: Eukaryota; Viridiplantae; Streptophyta; Magnoliopsida; Malpighiales; Linaceae
Source: the annotation of a GenBank genome assembly